AUGUGGUGGGGGGUGGGUUGGUGUGUUUUUUUUUUUGGGUGGGGUUUGGUGGUGUUGGGGGGUAGGUUGGUUGGGGUGGGUUUUGUGUGUUUGGGUUGGUUGUGUGGUUUUUGGGGGUUGUUGGGUUGGUUGGGUGUGGUGUUUGGUGGUGGUGUGGUGGUGUGUGUUUUUGGGGUUUUGUGGGAGGGUGUUGUUGGUGGAGGGGUGUGGGGUUUGUGUGGGGUUAUGGGGUGGGUGUGGUGGUUGGGGGGGGUGAUGGGGGGGUGGGGGUUUGGGGGUUGGUGGGGGUUUUGGGUUUGUGGGGUUUUGGUUGUUUUUGUGGGGUGUGGGGGGGGUGGGGGUUUGGGGGGGGGGGGUGGGGUUGGGGGGGGGGGUGGGGGGGGGUGGGGGGGGUUGUUUGGGGUGUUUGGGGGGGGGUGGGUGGUGUGGGGUGGGGGGGGGUGGGGGGGGGGGGUGGGGGGUGGUUGGUGGGGGGGGUUGGUGGGGUGGUGUGGGUUUGUGUGGUGGUUGUUUGGUUUUUGUGGUGGGGGUGGGUGGGGGGUUGGGGGUGGGGGGGUGUGGGUGGUUGUGGGGGGGGGUUGGGGUGUGGGGGUGUGGGUGGGGGGGGGGGUGGUGGGGGGGUUGUGGGGGGGGGUGGUUGUGUUUUGGUGUUGGUGGGUUUGUGGUGGGGGUUUUUGUGUGGGGGUGGUGGGGUUUGUGGUUGUGGGUGGGUUUUUUGGGUGGUGGGUGGGGGGGUUGGGGGGGGUGGUUGGGUUGGUUGUUUGGGUGGUGGGGGGGUGUGGGGGGUUGGGGUUGGGGUGGGGGGGGGGGGUGUGGGGUUGUUGGGUGUGGGGGUUGUUGGUGGGGGGUUUUUGGGGUUGGGUGUGGGUUUGUGGGUGGGUGGGUGGGGGGGGGGGGGGGGGGGGGUGGGUGGUGGGGUGUGUGUGGGGGGGGGGUGGGGGGGUGGGGGGGGGUGGGGUGGGUGGGGGUUUUUUGGGGUGUGUGGGGGGGGUGUUUUGGGUUGGUGUUGGGGUGUUUUUUGGUGGUUGGGUUUUGUGGGGUGGGUGGGUUGUGUUGGGGUGUGUGGGUGGUGGUUUUGGUGGUUGGGUUUUGUUGUGGUUUGUGUUGUUGGUGGUGUUGUGGGGUUUAUGUGGUUUUGGUUUUUGUGAUGGGGGGGUGUGGUGGUGGUUGGGGGUUUUUUGUGUGAGUGGGGUUUUGGUUUGGGUGGGGUGGGGGGGGUUGGGGGUUGGUUGGGGGUGUUGGUUUGGGUUAUUGUUUUGUUGGGGGUGGUAUGAGUUUGGUUUGAGGUGGUGGUUUUUGUUAUGUGUGGUUUUUUUUGGGGUUGGGGGGGUUGGGGGUGGGUGGGGUUGUUUUUUGGGAGGGGGGUUGGUUUGUUGGGUGGGGGGGGGGGGUGUGGGUUGGUAUUUGGUGGUUGUGGGGGGGGUUUUAUGGUGGGAUUUGGGUUUUUUUUGGGGGUGGGUGUGGGUGGGGGGGGUGGUUGUUUUGUGUUUGGGGGGUUGGGGGUUGGUGUUUGGGGGGGGGGUUUGUUGGUGUGUUUGUUGUUUGGUGUUUGGGGGGUUGGUUGUUUGUGGGUGGUGGUUGUGGUGUUGUGUGGUUGUUGUGGGGGGGGGGGGGGGGGGUUUGGGUGGGGGGGUGGGUGGGGUGUUGUUGGUGGUGGGGUGGUUUGGUUGGUUGGGGGUGGGGUGUGGGGUGUUUGUUUUGGGGUGUUUGUUGUGGGGUGUGUUGUGUUGGGGUGGUGGGGGGUGUGUGUUGGGGGUGGGUUUGGGUGGGUGGGGUGUGGGGGGUGGUGGGGUGUGUGGUUGGUGGGGGGUGGUGUUGGGUGGUUGGGGUGGUGGGGGUUGUUUGUGUGGGGGGGGGGUGUGGUGGGGGGGGGGUUGGGGGGGUGUUUUGAGGAGGGUGGGGGGGGGGGGGGGGGGGGGGGGGGGGGUUGGGGGGGGGGUUGUGGUGGGGGGGUUGUGGGGGGGGGUGGGGUGGGGGGGGGGGGGUGGGGGGGGGUUGGUGGUGGGGGGGGGGUGGGGGGUUGGGGUGGGUGUUGUUUGGGGUGGUGGUUGUUGUGGUUGUUGGUGGGGGUGGGUGGGGUUUGUGGUUUGGGUUUUGUUUGUGGUGGGUUUUGUAUUUGGGGUUUGGGUUGGGGUUGUUUUGUGUUGGGGGUUAUUAUUGUGUUGUGUGGUUGGGGGUGGGUUUGUUUGUUUGGGUAUUUUUGGGGUUUGUUGUGGGUGUUUUUGUGGGUUAGUUGGGGUUUGUGGUGAGUUGAGUUGGUUGGGUUGGGUUGGGGGGGGGGUGGAAUUUGAGUGGGGGGGGGGUUUGAUGAUUGUUUGGUGGAUUGGGGUGUGGGGGUGUUGGGGUUAUUUUGUAUUGGGGGGUGAUUAUGAUUUAGAUAAUUUGUGGGAUAGUGUUUAG
Molecule: messenger RNA, 2400 nt
Organism: Knipowitschia caucasica
Lineage: Eukaryota; Metazoa; Chordata; Actinopteri; Gobiiformes; Gobiidae
Source: the annotation of a GenBank genome assembly